Molecule: messenger RNA, 2503 nt
Organism: Triticum aestivum (bread wheat)
Lineage: Eukaryota; Viridiplantae; Streptophyta; Magnoliopsida; Poales; Poaceae
Product: B3 domain-containing protein Os01g0234100-like
Exons: 11
Coding region: 437-2002 (521 amino acids)
Molecular function (GO): DNA binding
Source: RefSeq, a predicted model, not a curated record
UGUAAUUUUUAUUACGUUUGGGAUGGUUUGCACUUCUGAUGAUUUUUUCAUAAAACAUUCGGAUGUUUUUCUCAAAGAAAAAAAAUCAACUGUGUGUGUGAUAUGACCGUGACACAAAUUGUAACUUACCAGCCAACAAGCCCGGAAGGAAAGGAAGGAUCCCCUGUUUAAUUUUGAAAAGACAUACUGUAUCCGGCGCACGCAUGGAAUGGCAACAAAUCCUCUGAUUUCCAGCUCGUUUAAUUUGGACUGUUUUUGAACGUUUGCAUGUACUUUUUGUAAACUAACCAACGAAAGCUCCGUGAAUCACUCUAGCUCUAGCCAGCCGCACAACGGUCGAUUGCUGGCUCCGUUCCGUUCCGUUAAGUAGUGCCUGUCUUCCUCCUCCUCCGAUCCCCCCGUUGUGCAGCACAACAGCAGAGGCAGAGGCAGAGCCAUGGCGAUGAUACUCUUGGAUGCAGCAGGGAGUUCCUCCGUCUCACCACCUCCCACGCAUGAUGAUGAACACGAUGAGGGGCUUGCGCUCGCUAUCAUUGCUGGCCAACAGCCUAUGGCGGUCAAUGAAUGCGAUGAUCCGGAAAGCGAGGUCGAUUUUGUCCCUCUCAGGGUCGUGAGGCCAGACGACGAGCAGCAAAAGCGCCCCGGUGGGCGGGUUAAAGUAUGUGCACAUAAACCUAAAACAAAGAAAAGGAACAGAGGUAGGCCGGCACGCGUCAGGUCUGCUAAGAGUAAUAUGUGGUGUAAACCGGAGUUUGUCUGCAACGACAACAUCAACAUUACCAGUAGUGAGACCGAGAGCGAGGGAAACAAAGACGAUGAUUAUGUUCCGACGGGGAAGAGAGGAAGGCAGGCACGCGCCAAGUCUGCAAAGACAAAGACGUGGCGAAAACCAGGGUUUGUUUACAGCGACAACUACAACAUUAGCAGCAGUGAGAGCGAGGGAAACAAAGAUGAUGAUUAUGAUCCGAUGGCACCUGAUGCUGAUGGCCACCCAAAGAAAUGUGCAAGAUCUCGAGUGUGUUUGACUCACACAACUGAAUGUACGAAUAAAAGAUCUCGAGGGAGGCCCGCACGCGCCAAGUCUGCUAAGAGCAAGAUGUGGCGUAACCCGGAGUUUGUUUGCGGCGACAACAUCAACAUUAGUAGCAGUAGUGAGAGCGAGAUUGAAAGAAACAACAAUGAUGAUGAUUAUGACCCGACGACACCUGAUGCUGAUGGCCACCGAAACAAAUAUGAAAGUUUCCAAGAUAUGCGUGGCUCUGCUUUUGAAAGAGCUUCGGAGGUAAAUAAGAAAUUGCCAAGAACAGAAGUAAGCUUGGUCAGGCGUAUGCUACCGUCACAUGUUGACAGGGUUUUUUGGAUGGGUCUCCCGCGUAGCUUUUGCAGACAGCAUCUUCCAAAGCAAGAUACUGUAAUGACUUUAGAAGACGAGGAAGGGCGCAGCUACCCUGCAAACUACCUUGUGGCAAGAGAUGGUCUUAGUGGUGGUUGGAAACACUUUGCGGAAGAUCAUAGACUCAAGGUCGACGACGCCCUGGUCUUUCGACUCGUGGGCUCGGAAAAAUUCAAGGUGUAUAUAGUAAGAGAGGGUGAGUUGACAACAACAGAUUAUGAUGUCAGGUCUAAGGAAGAGGAUGCGGAGGUUACAACCAGCACAACAACCUGUGAUGAUAUCAACAACCUAGCAGCCGGCGAAAAAGAUAAUGUCGACGUCAUGAUAUCUCCAGACGAUUCAGAGCCAGACGGCGGUGUUGACAGCAUGGUGAGCUUCAGCAGCUUCAACAUAGUCGUCAACAGUGUGCUGGACACCAACCGUGAAUUGUUCCCGGACCACCUGCGCGCGACAUACUACAAGCUCUGUCUUGCCCAGAAGGCGUGCCUCCACCGGAACCUGCUUGAGGAGGUGAACCCCAAGAUGGCUAUCGGAGCCAUGGUGGAGACCGCUAGCAUCGCCGAGGGCGUCAGGGCCUCCUCGCCCGCUUCUCGCGAGGACCUUGCGUAGUGGAAGAAGAAUUUGCAAGCGCUGGAGGUCGUGGGCAUGGAUGUGGCAUUCCUGUGCGAGCGCGUCGACGGCCUCCUCACCGCGAGCGCGUGAAUCUGAACUCUAUAUAUUCAACUGCGUAUAUGUUGUGGUUUCUUGUGUCCUCCAUUUGAAUCUUCAGUUUAUCCUCUCUGAACCAAACCAGCUUUCUGAAAUCCCGCAGAUCGAUGGAUGUUGAUCUUCUCUAACAUGUGUGGCAAAUAGGAGCUUUAACAUCAGAUUGCUUUAGAUGUAAACUUUCUUCGCAUUUCGACUUCUUUGAGCUCAUUUGAAUCAACUUGGUCAUUCAGAGAGAUCUCAAAUACACUAAGGAUGUCCGCUUUCUUUUGUGUGUAUCAGCAAAUUUCAAAGAUGAGGCAUUUUGUAGUCCACCACACACCAGUGGAAAGGAAGCUUCAAAUCUGAGCAAAUAUCUUCUUUGAUGUCAUUCAAAGCCAAGAGUUAGAGCAUAUUACUAGGAUG